Molecule: messenger RNA, 3906 nt
Organism: Chlamydomonas reinhardtii
Lineage: Eukaryota; Viridiplantae; Chlorophyta; Chlorophyceae; Chlamydomonadales; Chlamydomonadaceae
Exons: 12
Coding region: 312-2447 (711 amino acids)
Source: RefSeq, a predicted model, not a curated record
ACUACUUCGCAUCACAAUAUAAGGGACACAGCGUGCCAGAAGACUCCUGCCUCUUUGACCCUGGCCCGACUGCACCGCCGCUUUGGGCUCCACCGCUUGUCAUUGCUGUAACGAGCUUAUGAUAAAGCUGCUGACUUCGUCUAGACAUUAGCGCACCCGGGGAAGCAGACUCUAUUGGAGGAUAACGAAUUUGCGACUGCCGAAUUGGCUACACGCUUCCUGGCGUUCGCCGUAGGCUGGGUUAGAAUUUCGGACUUGCAACCGAUGCAAGGUUGUCAUUGAGCAGCCUCCAGUAGCCUCCGCUUGCGACCAUGCCAGGGACGGCUUCUACUUCCCCAAGGUGUCAGGCCAGCUCUGUGGCGCCGCGGCUUAGUCGGAGGGAGCGCUGCUUUGUUCGAUGCCUCGCUGGCGCUAACUCUCAGGCUCCAAGGGCCAGGUCCCAGCGCAGCAUAUCGCGGCGGAGCCCACAGCCUCGCGCGUCCGGCUUUCAACCCGAUAAGGUGCCCUUCCCCGGCGCCGUGACCUCGGCGUCGCCGCUGCCCGCCGCGCCGCAGCCAACCCCCCUGGACGUGGAGCUGCAGGGCCUCUCUCCCCUCGAGGCCCAGAAGCGCCUGACCGGCCGCGUCAAGGCCGCCCGCAGCCUAGCCGACUUUGCAGCCGUCAUCCACGCCGGCGGCCGCCUGGUCGACGCCAUCUGCCUGGUCGCCAUCCUGUCCGGCCUGCCGCGGGCGGUGCAGCGCGCAGCCCUGCCCGUCCUCACCACCAGCGGCACAAGCAGCAGCGGCUCCUCGGCAUCGCGUGGCGGCAGUGGCGCCUCCGGCGCGGGUGCCAGCACGCAGCUGCAGCUGCCGGAGCAGGAGGCUCGCGAGCUGGCGGCGCUGGCGGGCGGGGUGGUGGCGCUGGUGCGGCUGCGGCUGCGCGAGUUCGAUCUCAACGGCCUGGUCACCGUCACCGUGGGCCUGGCCAAGCUGGGCGGCUACGUGGCCGUGGAGGCGGCCGUGUUCCGCACCAUCCUCACGCACCUGGAGCCGCGGCUGCCGGGGCUGGGCACCAAGGCGCUGGCCAACCUCAUGUGGGCGCUUGCCACCGCGGGCGUGCAGCCGUGCGGCUCCUGGCUGUCGCGCUACUACGCGGCCGUGGAGCGGCAGCUGGAGGAGGGCGCCUGGGGCGGCGGCGACCUGGCCAACCUGCUGUGGGGGCUGGCCAAGUUCGACCUCAUGCCGGAGGUGUGGCUGAUGGACCAGCUGGCCGCCGCCUGCCUGGCGCAGCUGCAGCGCAGCCACUGCGCCGCGGACGGCGCCACCGCACUGACCUGCCUGGCGAGGUACAGCUGCACCUACAACUACCGGCUGCCUGACGAGGUGCUGGGCGCCUAUCUGGCGGCGCUGCAGCCCGGGCUGAGGGCGGCGGCGCCCGGGGACCUGGUGGCCAUUGUGCACUCGGCUGUGUGCAUGAGCCACAUGCCCUCGCGCCCCUUCAUGCUGGAGUUCUACGGCGCGGUGCUGGAGCGCCUGGCGCCCACGGGUACAGCCGCCGCCGCCGCCACCGCCCCAGCAGCCGCCUCUGCGGCCGCCGCCUCCGGCGCCACCACUGGCGGCGCCGCGGCUGCGGGCGGUGUGGGCGCGGGCGCGCGGGCCGGCCACGGCCACGCCCACGCGCACCACCCCCAGGGCGAGCUGAGCGGUGCCGACUUCUCCAGGCUGCUGUGGAGCCUGUCGCGUGUGGACUGCACGCCGCCGCGCAGCUGGCUGCGCGAGUUCGUGGAGGUGGCCACGCCCAAGCUGGGCUCGCUACGGCACCGCGCCCUCAGCGAGCUGGUGUGGGCGCUGGCGGUGUGGGACGCCAAGCCCAGCGGCCGCUUCCUGGACGAGUUCUACCGCGUCAGCGCCCGCAGGCUGCACGAGUACCCGCCCGCGCAGAUUGCGGACACGCUGUCGGCGCUGUCCAAGCUGGGCUGCCGCGCCCCCGCCCCCUGGCUGGGCGGCAUGCUGGCGGCCUUCUGCGCCUCGCUGCUCGUGGCGCAGCAGCAGCAGCAGGGUAGUGCGGCGGCGGCGGCGGCUGUGGGGCCGGAGGUGCGCUCGCACGAGCUGGUGGCGGUGCUGGAGGCGGCGGUGGACAUUGCGGACGACCGCGUGUGGCUGGGCCAGCCCCAGCAGCGGCGGCUGCUGCAGCUUCUGGCCGACACCGCCGCCUCCAAGUUCGCGGUAUUUGACGCCGUCAGCCACAGCCGCCUGGUGCUGGCGCUGGCCCGAGCCAACCUGUGCCCGGGCGCCGCAUGGCUGGCGCAGCAGCAGGCCAGCCUGGCCAGCGCCUGGCGCUCGGACGGCGGCGCCGACAUCGACACCGCCACCGCCGCCGGGCUGCGCCAGGCCUACCGUGCCUGGGACGUGGAGCUGGACAGCGGGCUGGCGGCGGAGCUGGAGGGGCUGGGGCUGCAGCAGCAGUGAGGGGGGAAAGGAGGGGGAGGGAGGGGGGUUCGGGAGGGGUAAAACACACAGGCACGCACACGGACCCCGGGCGCUGCACCCUGGGAAGGGGAGGGGGUGGCGAGGUGUGGGCAUCGCGCGACACGGGAGCGGUGGGAUGGCGCCAGUCUUGCUGGCCACGUCGUCAGCGGAAGUGGAUGGCUAGUUGGAGAUGGCAUGACUGACAAAGCCGGGUGGAGGUGUUUGCUGGUUGGGAACAGGAAGGAAAGGUUGGAGACACGACUGAAAAGCGCCCCCGCGGCGUGGGGCAGAUAGCGGGCCAAGUAGACAUGAUGGUGCGGCUUUUCCGGGUAUGUUUCACCGCACAUCAGGCCGUAUGCGGGGGUGAGAGCUCGGGACUCAUGCACGCCAUGCGCACACGUGAUGCAUGCAUGCACGGCGUUGCGACUUGUAGUCGCAAAGCGCCUGGGUAAAAGGGGCUUUUUAUGAAGAUGGCGCCAGGAUGUGGCGCGUGCGUGCGCAGCGCAGGGGCCGGCUGUUGUGUCUGCGCGCAAAGUUUCCGCGCCGUUUAGGCCCCGUGAAAUUGCUCAGGAGGAUGUCCCCUCCAGGAGUUGGCUCCUGGGCACAUGCACAACACAGAGUGCGCCUGUGGCAGGGCUACUGCUGCUCUGGCCCGAUUGGGUGCAUCAUGCACUUCGUUGCUUUGCAUGCGCCAACACAUUUUGAGAUAAACAUGUGUGCGUGUUUGGUAGUGUUGGAGAAGAUUAAAAACAUACAGAGUCGGACGAUGUACUCAAAUAAGCGUUGCAUGUGUUGAAUUAUUGUGGAGCGGACGUGUGCGUGAGCGUGUUUCUGUUCCUUGUUGGCGCGAUCUGAGCUGAGCGAGUCUUUUUUGUGCGAGUGCAUUUGAAUUGAUGUGAUGUUUUGGCAACCACCAAGCGCUGGCGCGCGCGCACGCUCGACACGACGGGACACAGGUCUUGUUGCCCAGAGGAAGCCACCGCCAACCCCAAGGACGGUGUGAAUUGUGCACGACUGCACAUCGUCUUGCAUGGACGGCUGCCGCCUCCCUUUUUGCUUCCUAACAUGGAGGUUUGGCGCGUGGCUGGCCAGGCGUGUGGCGAGGCAUGGGCGGCAGACACUGGUGGCAUGGUGCAGCGCCAGUGACAACCCUCUCCCUGAGUGGCAGCAGUGGCGUGGCGUGGGCGUGUCGCACGGCGGCUUUCAGGUUGAGCGCAUAUUUGAUGUGCGGCACAGUCAAGGCUAAAAAGCAAUGGAAUUAACGUUUUGCUAGGCACUAGGCUCGGGCACUAGAAGGAAAUUACGUGAUGUAUUUGGCGGGAAGCCCCAGGGGCGAAGCAACCGUAGAUUGAAGGCGACCAUGUGAUGGCCAACUGGGUGAGGGCGUGCGGAGUCGGUGACAGGACAGGACACGGCGCGAGAAACUUCAGAGCGCAACCAAUUGUAACAACUACGUCAG